GACACCGCCCGAGGAUGCUGAGUGGAAGGGUCGCCCUAGUAACAGGUGGAGGAAAUGGCAUUGGAAGAGCCAUUUGCCGUAUACUUGCAAGAGAUGGAGCCAGAGUUGUUGCCGCAGACCUUGAUCCUGCUGCAGCCAAUGAAACCAUUCAAAUGCUGAAAGAUCCUAAUGAACAUCUCGCCCUUAAGAUGGAUGUCACUGACAAAACCUCAGUAGAGUCAGCCAUCGGCUCUGCCAUUGAAAAACUAAAAACUCCACCAAGUCUUAUAGCUAAUUCAGCAGGUAUUGUAAAAGAUGGUUUUAUCCUGCAAAUGGAAGAAAAAAGAUUCAUGGAUGUUCUGGAUGUGAAUUUGAAGGGUACUUUUCUAGUGACUAAAGCAGCAGCAGAAGCUUUUGUGGAGCAUGAAAUAUCACCUGCAUCCAUAGUAAAUAUCUCAAGUUUAGCAGGAAGGGCUGGCACAAUGGGACAAUGUAAUUAUGCUGCAAGCAAGGCUGGGGUUGUGGCCUUAACAAAAACGUCUGCAAUAGAACUGGCAAGUGUUGGUGUGCGGGUCAACUGUGUUCUGCCUGGGUUCACAGAAACUUCAAUAUUGUCGGAUGUUCCUGAGAAAGUUUUAAAACAGCUACUUAAAAUGACUCCCCUCAGAAGGAUGGCACAACCUGAAGAAAUUGCAGAGGUUGUCGCCUUCCUGCUGUCUGAAAAGAGCAGCUACAUGACGGGCGCCUCGGUGGAGGUGACGGGAGGCUUGAUGAUGUAACACAGGGAAAGGUAAAUGGCAAGUACUCAGGUGCAAUUGAGUUGUCUAGAGUUUAUCAGUUUUAUGAAGCCUUGGUGAGCAGCACUUGUUAAAAACUAUAUAUUUUAAUGAUAUAUACACACAUGUACAUACAUAUAUUUAUAUUCAUAGCUCUAGGAUCUUUCCUGUCAGAAAUGAGAUUUUCAGUCUUAUUUAAAGCAAUAAAAAUAAUAAAUGUUAUAACAAAAAGUUAAGAUUCACCUAUUUUUAUACAUUUUUAAGGUAAGAUAAGAAGAGCAAGGAGGUACUGAAUUCUUGUCCAGAAAUGUCAGAGAAACAAGUCGGUGCUAAAUGUUUUGUGGGUGCUUGUAUAGUGGAUUCACAUACAUUUUCUGGGAAAAUUUACUGGGCUUUAGUAACUGUAGGCUAGCAGAGCACACACCUCAGAUGUUAGUAAAUUAAUGAGCAGAUAAAUAUUGAGUAAAAAUAUUAACUAUAUAUAA
Eriocheir sinensis (Chinese mitten crab) is the source of this 1240-nucleotide messenger RNA. Its product is annotated as estradiol 17-beta-dehydrogenase 8-like. The transcript has 6 exons. The record is from RefSeq and is a predicted model, not a curated record. Bases 15 to 758 code for a protein of 247 amino acids. NCBI's taxonomy places the organism in Eukaryota, Metazoa, Arthropoda, Malacostraca, Decapoda, Varunidae. Gene Ontology annotation, molecular function: oxidoreductase activity, acting on the CH-OH group of donors, NAD or NADP as acceptor.